GUAUCCCAGAUUAUUGGUUCAUCAACCUAGCUAAAAACCCAAUUUUUUUCUUUCCCAUAAUUAUAUACAUGAUUAACAAUUUCAUCAACUUAAUCAAAAAGUUAGUGGUUAACCCACCAGAUUCAGAACUCCCUCAAAAAGUCAGAAUCUACAUGUAAAUGGUCACACGAUACUAGUUAGUAUCUCCCUAACUUCCCCAUCAUCCCUCCUUUUUCUUGUUCAUCGAUCUUACCUACACCAAGUUUAUCACAUUCCCCCUCCUUAACCUAUUCCGAAACAAAAACAGGUUCGAACAAUUAUCUGUCAGAAAUCCGAAAUCGAGUCAGUAAGGGAUGUGGGUAUAUAUAGUUAAGGCCCAAGUACCAAAAUAACUGUCACAAACCAUGUUUCGGUUUUUCAGUUACAAGACUUGUCUCCUCUUUUUCUUUCUCUUCCUUUUUGUUUCCCCUGUCUUUCCCGCCAGAACUUUACCUGACCCUCUAACCGAAUUAACCGCCCGGUCGCAAAACGCCACGUGGCAUAAUUUUUUGAAAUUUAUCGAUGCGGGAAAAGGGAGCCAGCUUACCGGUAUGGCGGAGCUCAAAAAAUACUUCCAGCGUUUCGGGUACCUCAAAAUUCCGGACCAUAAUUUAACCGAUAUUUUCGACGAAAAAUUCGAGUCCGCCGUGCUAAAAUAUCAGAAAAAUUUAGGGCUUUUGGAGACGGGGAAGCUGGACACGAACACGGUGCAACAAAUCAUGUCGCCGAGAUGCGGAGUUACGGAUGAAAUUCAUAAGAGUAACAAGUUGCAUGUAACGCAACACUUCGCUUAUUUUUACGGGCAGCCGAGAUGGGUUAAAUCGGAUGCGAAUCAACCGUUGAUGCUGACGUAUGCGUUUUCGCCGAAAUUCACCACCGAUGACUUGACCUUGGUGGAGAUCAGACCGGUGUUUCAACGGGCUUUUUCGCGGUGGUCGUCCGUUAUACCUGUCAACUUCACCGAAGCCAAGAAAUACAACUCGGCCGAUAUUAAAAUCGGGUUUUAUCAAGGCGACCACGGAGACGGGGAGGCCUUCGACGGGGUCCUAGGAGUCCUAGCACACGCCUUCUCUCCGGAGAACGGGAGACUCCACCUGGACGGAGCGGAGACCUGGGCCGUGGAUUUCAAGGCCCAAAAGUCAAAAGUGGCCGUGGACUUAGAAUCAGUGGCGACCCAUGAGAUAGGCCACAUACUUGGGCUAGCUCACACAUCGGUUAAAGAAGCAGUGAUGUACCCAAGUUUGAGCCCAAGAACAAAGAAAGUGGACCUCAAGAUUGAUGACGUGGAAGGGGUCCAAGCUUUGUACGGGUCAAACCCGAAUUUCAAGUAUAGUUCUUUGCUAGAAUCUGAUAUUUCGGCUAGUUGGUCAAUUGGGUUAGAAAUUAGAAGUUUCAAUUGGGUCAAUUGUUUGAUUAUGGUCGUCUUGAUGUUAUACUUUAGUUUGUGAUAGUUGAUUUUUUACACUUUUUCUCU
Molecule: messenger RNA, 1492 nt
Organism: Daucus carota subsp. sativus
Lineage: Eukaryota; Viridiplantae; Streptophyta; Magnoliopsida; Apiales; Apiaceae
Product: metalloendoproteinase 4-MMP
Exons: 2
Coding region: 384-1466 (360 amino acids)
Biological process (GO): proteolysis; extracellular matrix organization; collagen catabolic process
Cellular component (GO): extracellular matrix
Molecular function (GO): metalloendopeptidase activity; zinc ion binding
Source: RefSeq, a predicted model, not a curated record